AUGGAUUUGAAUGUGGAUCCGUGUGAAGACUUCUAUCGUUAUUCAUGCGGUGGAUGGUUAGAAAACACACACCUUCCUGAUGAUUCUUCCAUGAUAGGAUCCUUCUUAAGUGUUCGUGAUAAAGUUGGAUCCAGGCUGAAAGAUUUGCUUAGCAACGAAACCCUUGAAAGUGACCCAGUCUAUGAAUCAGUAGCAGAGACCUACUAUUCUGCUUGCAUGAACACAGGUAAAAUGGACGAAAGGGGAGCUAAGCCUUUGUUAGACCUGAUCAGCUCAGUAGGUGGUUUUCCUGUUAUAAAUAGCCUGUGGAGGGAAAGUGAUUUCAAUAUUGAAGAUUUAGUUAUCAAGUUAUACGAAAUAG
Messenger RNA from Physella acuta, 361 nucleotides. Its product is annotated as membrane metallo-endopeptidase-like 1. Gene Ontology annotation, cellular component: plasma membrane. The record is from RefSeq and is a predicted model, not a curated record. Lineage: Eukaryota; Metazoa; Mollusca; Gastropoda; Physidae. Gene Ontology annotation, biological process: protein processing. Gene Ontology annotation, molecular function: metalloendopeptidase activity.